Fomitiporia mediterranea MF3/22 is the source of this 1466-nucleotide messenger RNA. RefSeq lists its product as uncharacterized. Lineage: Eukaryota; Fungi; Basidiomycota; Agaricomycetes; Hymenochaetales; Hymenochaetaceae. The coding region runs from base 104 to 1258 and encodes 384 amino acids. The transcript has 8 exons. The record is from RefSeq and is a predicted model, not a curated record.
UUCUUGACUCUUGCCUUGAGACGCAAAGUACACGUACACGUACACUGAAGAACGUGUGGACGUAGGAACGACCGCAUUGUAAUUGUCUGUAUAGACACGGGAUAUGUUCAACAACGCCUACCGCGUACACGACUUGGCCGCACAGCUGGAUAACGAGCUGAUACAGGAAGAAGAGGAGAGGAAACCUGUGGUAAAGGAGAGUCUACCUUCCGACUUGUGUCUCUUGUCGAGGUUACCUUCAACAAGUUUCCUAGAACGAGAAGGCGAAUCCAGCGCACCAAAAUCGUUACAAGACCAACUUACACGUAGUCCAUCACCACCCACUUCUCCAACAGACAGCACCAACGAUUCUCAAGACGGUCGGAAGAGUACGAGCAAGUCAGAUGAUGGGGAGAGUAGUACCUCGUCGAAGAAGAAGAGCUGGUUCUCGUUAAGGGCUGCUACUCCUAAGAUGGCCGCUGGUUGGAGAGAACCACAGCCGUACGAGGUCUUCCGAGCGAUAGAGAGGAAAGACAUCAUGUUUCUUAUGGAAGUUCGGGAUCGGGCUUUUCAUCUAUUACUCAGGAAAAACGGAGACACGACACCACUAGUGCACGCGAUGCGAAUUGGAGAUUCACACAGCGACGUCGCGAUCCUCAUCGUUGGCGCCAUGUCUCGAUGGGUCAAUCAUCUCGAGGACAGUGACAUGGCUGACAAGAGAACUAAACCACUGCUCAAAGCAUUACGCACGAACCUAAAACUCGCAAUAGACUACGGCCUCCAACGCUCCCAAUCCGACCUCAUCGCAUCCUUCAUGCAGACACUCAUCAUGAGCGAAGGUGAACGAUGGGUAAUCGACCAAACACACCUCGUUGCACUUGCUCUGCGUGCAGGGACGGAGGGGAAACCUGUUCGGACGGCUGAGACUAUCGUGAGGAAGUUCGCGACGAGGGAGCUGGGUAAGGCUGAGUUGAUUGCUUCGUUGGAGGAUUACAUAGCUAACGCUACGGCGGAUUUAUUAGUCUUAGCAGCAUGGUCAUGCAUGCUCGACUCGAUUCAAGGCGAACCUAUCCCAACGUAUUACUUCGCACGGGAUACGCGAGUCUUCAAUGCGUUUCAAGAACGACUGAACGAGUGCCGUGGAAGCCUCGCCCGCAUUAAUCGACGUCUAAAGUGGCAGAUUAGGGUCUUAGAAAAGGUGCUUGAAGGGAGACAUGAUACGUUUCGAAAAAAGAUUGAGUUAUUAGCUAACGAAUUGGACGAAGGUCUAGAUGUAUGAUACACACACGGCAUAACUUUAUUCUUUUUAGCAAUGAAUCCCGUGAAAUGCCCUCCUUGGCUUCGACGUCUUCAUCACAUGCUCUCUCGGGGUGCUUGAUUUUCAAUCCAUUUGUAUCCUCAUCACACGCUCGUAUAAGGUGCCGCACGAGUAAAAGAUCUCAACUCGAAGUGGCGUAUCAUCGAGCGAAUAUUAAUUCUUAAAUCCC